CUUGAAUGUCUCGAAGAUGAUGUUUGACAUCUUCAAUUAUAGCUUGGGCUUCAACUUUCCACUGUUCAGCAUCCAAAACUUGCUCAUUGUCUGUCAUAUUACAGUGUCCAGAAACAAUUGUUAAAAGACGACGUGGCCAAUAUGGUGGUUAUAGCCAAUAAUAAAAAAAUAUUACACCCAUAAUCAAAUGAAUAAUUUGACAAGCGAAUAAAUUGUUAUUAAAUAUAAGUAAUAAUCAAUAAAAUUGUGAAGUUAUUUAUUAAAAAAAUAAAUUAAAAUGGGUCUUUGUAAAUGUCCAAAGAGAAAAGUUACAAAUCAAUUUUGUUUUGAGCACAGAGUUAAUGUUUGUGAACACUGUAUGGUGACAAAUCAUCCAAAGUGUGUUGUUCAAUCAUAUCUUCAAUGGUUAAAAGACAGUGAUUGUAAUCCAAUAUGUACAAUAUGCAAUAUAAAUUUAAAAAAUUCUGAUUGUAUUAGAUUAACAUGUUAUCAUGUAUUUCACUGGUCAUGUUUAGAUACAUAUGCUAGAAAUUUACCAUCAACAACAGCACCAGCUGGUUAUACAUGUCCAAGUUGUCAAUAUUGUAUAUUUCCAGGAGCAAAUUUAGUAUCACCAGUUGCUGAUGUAUUAAAAGAAAAAUUAUGCAGUGUUAAUUGGGCAAGAGCUGGUCUUGGUUUGCCACUGUUGAGCAUUGAUAAUGAUCAAAAAAUAAUAAAUAAUCACAAUACAUCAAUUGAACCACUAGUCUAUCAAAAUCAUGUACCAUCAAUAUCAUCAUCAACAUCAAUUGCAACAGCAAGAACAAGCAGCAAUGUUAAUUCAAUUAAUCAAAAUAAUAUACAUAAUAAUAAUAUACAAAAACAAGGACCACCAUAUUCAAUUGUUAAUAUUGAAGGUUCAAGUUCAAUGGAUAGAAAAGUAUUUGAAGCAUAUGAUGAACCAAAAGACAUGUUAUUUGAUCAUGAUGAAAAUAAAUAUCAACGUAAAUCAGCAAUUGAAUGGUUUUUAAGAUGGUGGAAAUUAAUAACACGACCACCAGCUAGAAGACGUUCAAAUCCAGGUUCAAUUUAUAAAAGAUAUGCAUUAAUGGGAAUGGUUGGUGUUUUAUUUUUUGUUUUUAUUAUUAUAUUAUUUUCAUGGCUUGGUAGAAUGAAUACUGAUAAUGAUCCAUCAUUUAAUCUUCUUGCAAAUCCAAAUAUUAAUAUUGAAAAGGACAAUGUAAUUUAGGUGAUAUUUUUUGUUAAUUUAAAUUUAUUAUUAUUUUUUAUGUGUCAUAAUUCUCAGUAAUAGAAAAUAAUUUGUUUUUUUUUUUUUUUUUUUCAUAUUGUAAUCUUGAUAAAUUUAAAAUAAUUAUUAUCAAAGAAUUUUAUUGUAAUUGUAUUAUUUAAGUUUUUCUUUUCAUAGUAAAUUCGUUAAAAAUAAUUUAACUUUAUUAAUUUAUUUAAUUUUCCUAUUGUAACUUUUUUGGAAUUUUUUUUUUUCGUCAAAAAAUAGUCUAGACUCUAGUCUUCUAAGAGAUAAAAUCAGUGGAUUUUUAUCUGCACCAUAGGGAUCAUUAUUCUUCUUCCAAUUUAUCAUUAAAUCUUUGAUGAUGUGGAUUUUUUUUUAUUAUUGUUUAACAAUUAUAUCACUUGUAUACUAUUGAAAAUAAAAUUUUAAUAUUAAUUUA
Molecule: messenger RNA, 1670 nt
Organism: Aphidius gifuensis
Lineage: Eukaryota; Metazoa; Arthropoda; Insecta; Hymenoptera; Braconidae
Product: zinc finger protein-like 1
Exons: 4
Coding region: 278-1228 (316 amino acids)
Cellular component (GO): Golgi apparatus
Source: RefSeq, a predicted model, not a curated record